GUGAAAUAUGAACAACUCGACCGUGAAAUUCACGUCCGCCUUGUGGCCUACGAGAGCACUCGUGGCGUUCCGGCGUGGUUGUUAAAGAGCCGAGAGUACGAAUUGCAUUAUUUCAAUCCAGGCUCGGGUCCCACUGGCGACGCUGGUGAUGCUCGUUCGAGCGAUGCCGAAAGUGUAGUCCAGACCAGUCUGGAUGAGGAUACCUUUUGGGAAAUGCUCACGAUUGAGCGGAUUUGA
Protopolystoma xenopodis is the source of this 237-nucleotide messenger RNA. The record is from the annotation of a GenBank genome assembly. NCBI's taxonomy places the organism in Eukaryota, Metazoa, Platyhelminthes, Monogenea, Polystomatidea, Polystomatidae.